GAAACCAUGUGAAGGGUAUGAAUAGAGGUGCGUGAGCUUGACCAUACAUAUAUGUCUACUUAGCUUUUUAAAUCUUCUUUCUUCCUUUGAUAUAAUGAAUGUGGUCUAUGAGUUCUGCUGGAACAGAAAACUAAACUGAAGAACUGAGAAACUUCACAGCGCUCGGCUAAAAGUAUGAUGGAGACAGAGUAUUCCAAGAGAGUAUACCAAGGUGUCAGAGUCAAGCAUACAGUCAAAGAUCUUCUUGCAGAGAAGCGAUUACGACAAACAAAUGCACCCCGAUUCAGUACGAGCAGCAGUUCCUCUCAGCCAGCCUUUGUGCCAAUGCCCGGGUCGCAUGUGCUUCCUGGUUACUACAGUAUGAGAAGAUCCUUCCUCCCAGACUCAGAUCUCUGCCAUCCCAUGAAGCAGUACUCGCCAGACACUUACUCUUCUGCGUUGGGAAGCAAGGCCUUCUCGUACGACCAUCCCUCCACUUAUCCUUCCUUCAUCGAUAGCUACUACACACCUGAUUCAUAUGGAGACUACAGAGGGCCAACAUCUUAUACCACCAGUGGAGGGUCACUGUUUCCACCAUCUACAUUACCAACACUACUACCAAGUCUGUCUGGAGAGACAUCGUCACACUUGCACUUGAGAGACCCUUGGGAUCAGGCCUCAGAGGACGCGGUCAGUCAGUCAGAAGUCAUAUGUCCUGGGUCCGGCCCCGUAGCAGACUCACCAUCCCUGGGAGGACCUGAUUCUGGAAGCUCCUCUCCAUACCGUCUACCCUCAGGGCGCAGCGGGAGCUCCAUCCCAUCCAGCUCUCAGACUUACACACUACAACCCCUAGAAGAUGUCACGUACCCUGCAGCAUCUUACACCUCUGCUUCCAGCUACUCUUGCCCCCCGUACAUGACGACACCUGGAGACCUGGCUGUGGUGAAGAUGACACCAGUCACCUCAGAGGAGGCUAGCGGUGGAGUGGUGUCUCUCAGUGACACUACAUCCUGGGCUAAAGAUGAUGGAACUGGCUCCUGGUUGUCAUAUGAGACUAGGAGGGCUUUUUAAGAGGCUAAAAUGACAAUACAAAGACUGUGUGGACUGAGCUUUUGUAAUGACACAGCAUCUUUAUUCUUAUAGAGGAUUUUAUAGGUCAAUUAUAAAGAUGACCUCAAGAAAUGCUGGUCACAUUUUAAACUGUUUGUAUUGCUUAAUGAUACAGCAAAGUAUGUGCCAAUAGUUUAGUUAAUUCGAAGUCAUUGAAUUAGAAUUAAUUAGAAAGCAAUGCUAGCUUUUUUCCUUUCUUAUAUUUUCACUUGUAACAUUAGCCCUCAAUAAUUGGCCACGAAUAUAUAACUCGCAAAUAACACCGAUUUUUUUUUUUUAAACAACAAGUAUGACUUUUGUCAGGAAUGCCAAAUAAACAAUAAAACAUG
Puntigrus tetrazona (Sumatra barb) is the source of this 1418-nucleotide messenger RNA. RefSeq names its product chromosome 5 C11orf53 homolog (gene pou2af2b). Gene Ontology annotation, molecular function: POU domain binding; DNA binding. The record is from RefSeq and is a predicted model, not a curated record. NCBI's taxonomy places the organism in Eukaryota, Metazoa, Chordata, Actinopteri, Cypriniformes, Cyprinidae.